Molecule: messenger RNA, 1950 nt
Organism: Helianthus annuus (common sunflower)
Lineage: Eukaryota; Viridiplantae; Streptophyta; Magnoliopsida; Asterales; Asteraceae
Product: pentatricopeptide repeat-containing protein At5g66520
Exons: 1
Coding region: 129-1682 (517 amino acids)
Biological process (GO): RNA modification
Molecular function (GO): protein binding; RNA binding
Source: RefSeq, a predicted model, not a curated record
UGAGACACGCUUAUCAGAUCGGGUUUAGGGUUGAGAUUACUUAAACCCGUCCCAAAUCCGGCCCGUUAUGAUCCCCAGUAAUAACCAAACUUAUAAUUUCAGAAACUAACUACACCAUUUGUUAGCUAAUGUCAACAACCAGUAGAUGCCUCUGGCUGCUAGAAAGAUGCAAGAACAUGAAGCAGCUAAAACAAGUUCAUGGUCAAGCAAUUACAUGUGGCCUUGGAGAAAAUCACUACACUUUAAGCAGAUUAUUAGCUUUUUGUUCACAACCUCAUCAUCAUGGCACCUUAUUCUACGGAUUAAAAAUCUUACAACACAGUAAACAACCCUCUAAUUGCCUAUACAACACCAUGAUCAAAGCUUGUUUGCUUCGAGACGAAUUAAACAUGUCAUUUCAGUUAUACAAACAGAUGCUUGAGAACAAUAUGUAUCCGGAUAAUUACACGCUUCCGUACGUGUUGAAAGCGUGUGCGUACACGCAAAGUUUUCGUCUUGGAGAGGUGGUUCAUGGGUGUUGUGUGAAAUUAGGGUUUGUGUUUGAUAGAUUUGUGGGUAACAGUUUGAUGGUUAUGUACUCUUUGUUUGGGAAAAUAGGGGAUGCACGCCAUGUGUUCGAUGAAAUGCCGAGGCAUUGCGUUGUGUCGUGGACGGUUUUGAUAUCCGGGUAUGCUAAAGUUGGGGAUGUUGAGGUGGCGAGAUUGGUUUUUGACGAAGCGCCGGUUAAGGAUAGAGGAGUUUGGGGUGCGAUGAUUUCCGGGUAUGUGCAGAAUAAUUGUUUUAAAGAGGGGUUACAGAUGUUUCGGUUAAUGCAAUCGACCGACAUUGUGCCGGAUGAGGCUAUGUUUGUGAGUGUACUUGGUGCUUGUGCGCAUCUUGGCGCACUCGAGAUCGGCGUUUGGGUUCAUAAGCUAGUGGAUGAGAUAAAGUUGAAGUGUAGUGUGAGGUUAGGUACUGCGUUGAUGGAUAUGUAUUGUAAAUGUGGGAAGUUGGAUGUUGCUGAGAAGGUGUUCGAUGAAAUGUCUGAAAGAGAUACCAUUUGCUGGAAUGUAAUGAUCUCGGGACUAGCGAUUCAUGGGGAAGGAGUACGCGCUCUUAGAUUGUUUUCGGAAAUGGAGAUGACUGAAAUACAACCAGACGAUGUUACCUUUAUUGCUGUUUUUACUGCUUGUAGUCAUUCAGGUAUGGAACACGAAGGUCUACGAUUGUUCAACAAAAUGUGCGAUGAAUACAACCUCAACCCAAAAACCGAACAUUACAUAUGUAUAGUCGAUCUUCUUGGCAGAGCUGGUUUGUUUAACGAAGCAAAGGAUAUAAUUGAAAAAAUGCCAAAUUCCUGUAAUCCGAAAGAAGUAGCGGUGGCAUGGCGAUCUUUAUUAAGCGCAUGCCAGAGUUAUAAACAAAUAGAACUUGCACAAAUGGCAGCGGAGAGAUUAAUGGAGUUAGAAAAUGAUGGUGGGGUUUAUGUACUAAUGUCUAAUUUAUAUUCGAGUACAGAUGAUGUUGACAGCCUGCAACGGACUAGAAAGUUGAUGAAAACGCGCGGGCUGGAUAAAGUACCGGGGUGUAGUUCUAUUGAGAUUGGUGGUGUUGUUGAUGAGUUUGUGGCUGGUGAGAAAAUGAAUCAUAGGAUAGAAGAAAUUCAUGCGGUUUUGGAGAAUUUGAAUAGGCAGUUGGAUUGAUUUUUGCAGUAGGUACCUACCGCCUUGUGUUACCACCACCAGCCACCGCAUGCCGCCACGAUAAACCGAACAUUUUUGCUACCGUGUGCGUGGUUUGAAGCUUGCACGCUAUUAGAGCUUUAGAAGAUGGAUUCAGUGAGGAUAUACAACAAAUGUACAACCUAUAUAUUCGUUUUAAAUAUUUUAUAUAUAAGUAGAAGAGUUGGAUUUGUAGAUACAUAUGACCAUAUAUCUGUUUGAUCUUGAUUUAUUUUAGCAUCAUAUCAUA